GGGAGCUAGUUCGUGAAGUUGUUGAGGGCAGGCGGGGAGAGGAGCACCGCGGCGGGCGGCACACCGGCCGGGAGAGGACGGGAAGAGAGACCGAGGGACACACGGAGGAGACACGGAGCGCCGGCAAACCAACUCACCUGACAAGUCCGCUGGGAGUUCCACUCGGCCCGGGAAAGUUAUCUCCGGUCGGGACCGCCGGGGUGCGUUUGUUUUCCGAGGUGAAGGUAGGCGGAGUCCUGCUCGUGACGCCAUGGUGAAGAUCGUCUUCCUGUUGCGGUGAACUGCCCGGCGGACGGUCAGAGGCAUCAUGGCGGACCUGCCCAUCGCCCCGGGUGAGGUCUACAUCGAAGUGGAGUAUGACUAUGAGUACAAGAACAAGGACCGGCUCAUCACCAUCCGGCAGGGAGAAUGUUACAUGCUGGUCAAGAAGACCAACGAGGACUGGUGGCAGGUGAGGAAGGAGGCGGGGACCAAAGCUUUUUACGUGCCCGCUCAGUACGUCCGGGAAGUCCGCAAAGCCCUCAUGCCACCUCCGAAACCUGUUGGACACGCGUCGGGACACGCUACAGGGAACAACACGUCGCCACAGAGCGGCGCUGCGCUCUGGAUGAAACCCGCCAGUCUGGAUCUGGGGACCCACGACCCUCCCUCUGAGAACCAUCACAGACACGAGUCCAGCUACCGGCGCUCCCCCUCAGCUCACACCGCCUCCUCGGGUCACUUCAGCCCCCCCAGUCAGCGCAGGGACACGAACCACCACCCCCACGCCCCCGCCAGUCCCACCGAGCACGACCGGGCUCUGGCUGAAAUCCUGCUCCACGGCGGAGGACCGCCGCCCGCUCACAAAGGGGGGUCCAGCACGCUGCCUCGCACCCGAGCCCGCUCCCCGGACAGGGCCCGGGCUCCGCUGGACGUGGACAACACUCACUGCGACUCGGCGGGGGAGGAGAGGCGCACCAACGACUCGGAAUCUGGAGACGAACUGAGCAGCUCCUCCACUGAACAUCUCCAGACGGUGUCCUCGUCGGGCCAAGGCCGCUCCGACUCGCCCGUCUACACAAACCUCCAGGAGCUGAAGAUCACCAACACAAACCAGCCGCCUCCGCCCUCCGGCUCGCCGCUGCACGUUCACGGAGACUGGGAGGCCUACAAGGACCAGAACGGCCGGCUCUACUACUACAACCGCUGCACGCAGGAGAGGACCUGGAAGCCCCCGCGGACCCGGGACGCCAGCAUCGGACACUCCCGAGGAGAGAGCCACAGCACCUCAGAGAGCACCGAGAGCACGCCUCUCUCGCUGUCACCCUCCUUCCUCCCCUUCCUCUCGCUCUCCAUCGGCCGGCUGCAGCCUCUGUCGUCGGAGGACACGUGCUUCAGUACCUACUCGAGCCAGUCAGACAGCCAGUAUGGCUCGCCGCCGCGCGGCUGGUCCGAGGAGAUGGACGAGCACGGCCACACGCUGUACGUCAGCGACUAUACUAACGAGAAGUGGUUAAAGCACGUUGACGAGCAGGGAAGGCCUUAUUACUACAGUGCAGACGGCUCCAGGUCAGAGUGGGAGCUGCCCAAGUACCUCUCCCCUCCCCAGCUGUCUGGAGACGCUCCGAAGAGCCGCAGUCUGGACAGGAAGCACACCGACCCCAUCGUGCUCACCAAGUGGAGGCACAGCACCUAUGUCCAGGAUCCCAGCGACAAGGACGCUCACCUGGCCCCCAAGCCCCCCUCUCCUGACUCUGACUCCUGCCCUUCAUCUCCCAAGCCCCCCGCCUCUCCGUCUGAGAAGUGUGGCGUCCUCAACGUGACAAAGAUUACAGAGAACGGCAAGAAAGUCAGGAAGAAUUGGACUUCUUCUUGGACAGUGCUUCAAGGUUCAAGACUGCUGUUUGCUAAAGGUCAAGGAGGCGGGACCAGCUGGUUUGGAGGGAGUCAGUCCAAGCCAGAGUUCACUGUAGACCUGAGGGGCGGCUCGGUGGAAUGGGCCUCGAAAGACAAAUCCAGCAAGAAGCACGUCAUCGAGCUGAAGACUCGACAGGGCACCGAGCUGCUGAUCCAGUCCGAGAACGACAACGUCAUCUCGGAGUGGUACCGAGCGCUGCAGGACACCAUCAGCACGCACGCUUGGGAGUCAGAUGAAGCCAUUGAAGAGGACAUGCCGGAGUCGCCCGGCGUGGAGAAACACGACAAAGAGAAGGAACACAGAGACUCCAAGAAAGGCAGAGCCAUGAAGACCUCCACCAGCAUGGACGCCUCCGACAACAAGAAGACCCGGCACAAGCUGAAGAAGUUCCUGACCCGCCGGCCCACGCUGCAAGCCGUCAGGGACAAGGGAUACAUCAAAGAUCAGGUUUUCGGCUGCAGCCUGGACGAUCUGUGCCACAGGGAGAACAGCACGGUGCCCGGCUUCGUCAGAAUGUGCAUCGAUCACGUGGAGAACAGCGGACUCAGCGUGGACGGACUCUACCGAGUGAGCGGCAACCUGGCCAUCAUACAGAAGCUGCGGUUCGCCGUCAAUCACGAUGAGAAGGUGAACCUGGCGGAGGACAAGUGGGAGGACAUCCACGUGACCACCGGAGCGUUGAAGAUGUACUUCCGAGAGCUGCCCGAGCCGCUCUUCACCUACGCUCUCUUCCACGACUUUGUCAACGCCAUCAAGAUUCCCGACAACAAGCAGCGAGUGGAAGCCAUCAGAGAUCUGGUGCGACAGCUGCCGAAGCCCAACCACGACACCAUGCAGGCUCUCUUCAAACACCUCAGGAAAGUGAUCGACUGCGGGGAGGAGAACCGCAUGAACACCCAGAGCGUCGCCAUCGUGUUCGGCCCCACGCUGCUGCGGCCCGAAACCGAGGUGUGGAACAUCGCGGUGCACAUGGUCUAUCAGAACCAGAUCGUGGAGCUCAUACUGAGCGAGUACGAGAAGAUCUUCGGCAGGUAGACGGCGGCGGACCGGCCUCCUCCUGGAGUUUUUUUUUUUUUUUCCUUUUUCUUUUUUCAUUUUUUUGCGUUGGUUUUUCCACGACCGCCCGGGCGCAGCGUCUCAUCUCAACCCAUCGGUCUUCUGGCUCCUCCGACCUCUGCGGGCCGAACGAGGCCGCGCGCUCACAUCGUAUCAACCCAACCGUAGACGACCAACUAGCGACCAAAACGUUGACUCUUUGCACUUUUUCAGCAUCUGGUUUUUUGUUUUUUGUUUUUUUUUUUUUUCAUUUUGUGCCACUUCACUGCAAAACGUGACGUCUUCCUGUCCCGACACUGGAUCCCUGGAAGUGGUGGUGAGCGCAGACCAAAGGAGGGGCAGAGGAGCUGUCAGGGCAGCGUCAGUAUUGAGGGUGAAGCCAGUCCGUCACUUCUUCAUGAACCACACCGACUCCACCCCGCUGUCAGCUCGGCUCCGGAUGUUCAUACGGACACACUAAGAGGUGGAGCAAGUUGAAGCCAGAAAAAGGGAACGAGAGAUGAGUCUCAUUCUUUUCUAUUACUUCCCACUGUUGUUUUCUUCUUCUCUCUGGACCGUCUUCUCGCCGCCAUCCUCCAGGACCGAGGUCCUCUGAACACACAGCGGUUCCGCACCACUCUGUAUUAUAUCUGCACGCCUCCCCCGCCCGCCCCCCCGCCUCGCCUGGACCUUUAGAACAAAUCAUCUCACAGCAGCAACUUGAACUUGAACAGAUAAAACUAAACAAAGCAAAGCAAAGCAAAACUACGGUACUCAGCUGUUUCAACAUGUUGGGGGCGAAGCCGCCUCCAAAGACUCCAAAUGUCUGGAUGUACAGUGUUUCUGUGCACGUGAACGAGGGCUGGAUGGAUGAAUGGAUUUAAUGAUUGUAUUGUAUAAAUAGUAAAUAUAAAGUACUUAUAUGCCUGGAGUGUUAAAACUAUGACGGGAGGGAGGAGUCACUAUUUUGUGAUAACUGUGUGACCAACAGAUGGGAGGAAGUAGUUCUAAAAUAGGGAUGUGGAGGGGAUUCUGUUGGCUGUAUCAAACUGGAAUAAAGACCUCGAAUAA
Molecule: messenger RNA, 4003 nt
Organism: Salarias fasciatus (jewelled blenny)
Lineage: Eukaryota; Metazoa; Chordata; Actinopteri; Blenniiformes; Blenniidae
Product: rho GTPase-activating protein 12-like
Exons: 18
Coding region: 308-2932 (874 amino acids)
Biological process (GO): regulation of GTPase activity; signal transduction
Cellular component (GO): cytoplasm
Molecular function (GO): protein binding
Source: RefSeq, a predicted model, not a curated record